GGGCUGUACAAGGUCAGUGGCAGCGGCGUGCAGAGCGACGUCUGCGCGCAGGACUUUCUAGAAGCAGCGGCUCAGCUCUGCGGGCAGGAUUUGGAUUUUCCAGUAAAUCCUUUCAAAAAUGGCCAGAGGAAGUCGCAGUCGCCCCUCAGCUUCAGCCGGCCCAUCUUCAUCCCAUGCUCCAGCUCAUCCACCCCCUGCCUCCUUGGCCCCAGCUCCUGUUCAGUCCCAGGGGCCAGGACUCAUGGCCCAGAUGGCUACCACAGCUGCAGGGGUAGCAGUAGGCUCAGCUGUGGGCCACGUGGUUGGCAGUGCUCUCACAGGGGCAUUCAGUGGGGGUAGCAGCAGCAGUCCAGAACCAGCCAAACCUACAUACCAGGAACCCCCCCGGUCUGCUCCAGCCCAUCCAGGUCCCUGUCACUUUGAAGUCAAACAGUUUCUGGAUUGUGCCACCAACCAGACAGACCUCACUUUGUGUGAGGGCUUCAAUGAGGCACUCAAACAGUGCAAGGUCUCCCAUGGUGUGACAUCACUGGUGUGAUGAACGUCACAUGACUCAGAUACACUGCACCUCAGGCUGUGAGCAUGGAGACUGGGAUUGUAUUGUGGACUUCCUGUAAAAUGUAUGAAAUGUUUUUGCUGUACAGUGAUUAAAUCUUUAAUAAAUAGCUGCUAUCUACUUCAUCACCCAGCA
Molecule: messenger RNA, 691 nt
Organism: Archocentrus centrarchus (flier cichlid)
Lineage: Eukaryota; Metazoa; Chordata; Actinopteri; Cichliformes; Cichlidae
Gene: chchd10
Product: coiled-coil-helix-coiled-coil-helix domain containing 10
Exons: 4
Coding region: 119-538 (139 amino acids)
Biological process (GO): mitochondrion organization
Cellular component (GO): mitochondrion; nucleus
Source: RefSeq, a predicted model, not a curated record